Messenger RNA from Equus caballus (horse), 2751 nucleotides. Its product is annotated as protocadherin beta-15. Gene Ontology annotation, molecular function: calcium ion binding. Gene Ontology annotation, cellular component: plasma membrane. NCBI's taxonomy places the organism in Eukaryota, Metazoa, Chordata, Mammalia, Perissodactyla, Equidae. Gene Ontology annotation, biological process: homophilic cell-cell adhesion. The record is from RefSeq and is a predicted model, not a curated record.
CACACAGACUACCUGAAAUUUGAAAAAAAAAAUCGAAUGAAAUUCAUCCUUUUUGCUGAGAAAAUUUAACGAAAUCACUCAGAUAGAUAUAUGUUAUUACUUUUACAAGAUGGCUGAUCACUAUUGUCUUCUUUCACUUCUCAGUUCUCCUUAGGGCAGCUCACCCAGACGACAGGUUCUAGAAGGUAGGAACCGUGUCUGAGUGUUCACUGAUGUAUUUCAGAACCUAGUACAUAGAUAUCAAUAAUAUUUAUUUGAAUGAAGGAAUGAAUAAUUAUAAUUGCGUGAUUUUCUGAUUACAUGGUCUGCCCCAAACUAUUUCCAAACUUCUAAUAACCCACCAGAUUAUUACAUGGAGAGAAUACAAUUGUAGCAAUUCUUUUCGAAGACAACGCAUGGUGGCGCUGCAGGCUAAGGCGUCAAAAAUAAAGCCCAGGAAACGCUACGAACUGUACCUCAGAUCUCCGGCGGAAGAGAAAAGCCAGUAAGCAGAGCUCAGAACUUGUACUGUCUCCAGAGAAUGCUACCCACUGACAUUGCCGGACAGGUUACCAACUGAGAGAUCCAUCACAUCUCAGUCCCAUCGCUCCCUAAGGUAGAGCUGGGCCCUGUUCCUGGAAAGGCGUUUGUGGAAGUAAAGAUGGAGGCUGGAGGGGAUCGCUUUCCUAAACAAAGGCAAGUCCUGAUUCUCUUUCUCUUGCUGGGAGUGGCUCUGGCAGGCUGGGAAUCCCGUCGCUAUUCCGUGACGGAGGAAACAGAGAGGGGUUACUUUGUGGCCAACCUGGCCAAGGACAUGGGGCUAGGAGUGAGGGAGCUAGCUGCGCGGGGAGCCCGCGUGGUCUCUGAGGAUAACGAACCCCGCUUGCAGCUUGAUCUGCAGACAGGGGAGUUGAUAUUAAAUGAGAAACUGGAUCGGGAGGAGAUGUGCGGCCCCACCGAUCCAUGUGUGAUGCAUUUCCAAGUGUUACUCAAAAACCCGUUGGGAGUAUUUCGAGCUGAGUUACUGGUGAAAGACAUAAAUGAUCAUUCUCCUGAGUUUCCUGAAAGAGAAAUGACGCUGAAAAUCCCAGAAAGUAGCCCUCCUGGGACUGUGUUUCCCCUGAAAAAAGCCCAAGACUUGGACGUGGGCAACAACAACAUUCAAAACUACGAUAUCAAUCCCAACUCUCAUUUUCAUGUUUCCACCCGAGACCGGGGGGACGGCAGGAAAUACCCGGAGCUGGUGCUGGACAAAGAGCUAGAUCGCGAGGAGCAGGCGGAGCUCAGAUUAACCCUCACGGCGCUGGACGGCGGCUCUCCACCCCGGUCCGGCACCGCCCAGGUCCGCAUCCUGGUCCUGGACGUCAAUGACAACGCCCCUGAGUUUGCGCAGACGCUCUAUCAGGUGCAGGUCCCAGAGAACAGCCCGGUAGGCGCCCUAGUCGUCAAGGUCUCUGCUAGAGAUUCAGACAGUGGGACAAAUGGAGAGAUAUCAUACUUCCUUUUUUAUACUUCUCAGGAGAUAAGCACAACUUUUGAGCUAAACACACUUUCAGGAGAAGUUCGACUAAUUAAAAAACUAGAUUUUGAGACAAUAUCUUCAUAUGAGCUGGAUAUAGAAGCGUCAGAUGGUGGGGGACUUUCUGGAAAAUGCUCUGUCGCCAUUGAGGUAGUGGAUGUUAACGAUAACUCUCCAGAACUAACUAUUUCCUCACUUACCAGCCCCAUUCCUGAAAAUUCCCCCGAGACAGAGGUGGCCCUGUUUAGGAUUCGAGACCGAGACUCAGGAGACAACGGAAGGAUGACUUGCUCCAUCCAAGAUGAUCUGCCCUUCCUCCUGAAACCAUCUGAAGAGAAUUUCUAUACUCUGGUUACAAGUGGGGCGCUGGACAGAGAAAGCCGAGCCGAGUACAACAUCACCAUCACCGUCACAGACAUGGGUACCCCCAGACUGAAAACCGAGCACAGCAUAACCGUGCUGGUCUCCGACGUCAACGACAACGCCCCGGCCUUCACCCAAACCUCCUACACCCUCUGGGUCCGCGAGAACAACAGCCCCGCCCUGCACAUCGGCAGCGUCAGCGCCACGGACAGAGACGCAGGCGCCAACGCCCAGCUCACCUACUCGCUGCUGCCGCCCCAAGACCCGCACCUGCCCCUGGCCUCCCUCGUGUCCAUCAACGCCGACAACGGCCACCUGUUCGCCCUCAGGUCGCUGGACUACGAGGCCCUGCAGGCCUUCGAGUUCGGCGUGGGCGCCACGGACCGCGGCUCGCCGGCGCUGAGCAGCCAGGCGCGGGUGCGCGUGCUGGUGCUGGACGCCAACGACAACUCGCCCUUCGUGCUGUACCCGCUGCAGAACGGCUCUGCGCCCUGCACCGAGCUGGUGCCCCGGGCGGCCGAGGCGGGCUACCUGGUGACCAAGGUGGUGGCGGUGGACGGCGACUCGGGCCAGAACGCCUGGCUGUCGUACCAGCUGCUCAAGGCCACGGAGCCCGGGCUGUUCGGCGUGUGGCCGCACAACGGCGAGGUGCGCACGGCCAGGCUGCUGAGCGAGCGCGACGCGCCCAAGCACAGGCUGCUGGUGCAGGUCAGGGACAAUGGCGAGCCGCCGCGCUCGGCCAGCGUCACGCUGCACGUGCUGCUGGUGGACGGCUUCUCCCAGCCCUACCUGCCGCUGCCCGAGGCGGCGGCCGAGCAGGCGCGGGGCCGACCCGCUCACCGUCUACCUGGUCGUCGCGCUGGCGUCGGGUGUCGUCGCUCUUCCUCCUG